CGGCGGGACCGCCGUGACCCCCGGGAGCCGCUGCAGGGUGGUCCGGAACUGGCCGCUCCCCGCUUCUUCGGCCCCGGGAGUCGCAGACAAGGGUGAAGCUUCUGCCCCAGCCCCGCCCCUGCCGUCUGCCGCUCACACCUCGCCCUCCGGCAGCCCCGGUCCCGGUCCCUCUCCCUCUCCCUCUCCCGGUCCCUCUCCCGCCGGUCGCUGCUGCCUCCACGAUCGACAGCUCGACGAUCACCGCCGCGCCUGACGCCGGCUCAAGGCCGGAUGGACACGCCUCGCGCGCGCCGAGGCGGGGUGGGGACUCCAUUGCCGAGGUCACGGGCUGACCCGCUACGGACCGAACCGGGACCCGGGACCCCACCGCCCAGCCCAGCCCAGCCCUGCCCGGGAGCCGGACCAGGCCAGGCCAGAAUUUCAGCACUGUGUGUCUGACUGAACCUGGCCAGUCUCAGUUAUGGGAAGACUCCCAAGUGCUUCAUUACUUACCCUGUGGAUCCUUUUCUUUUCAUUAACAACAACUGAAGAUGUGGCUGCAGGACAUACAGAAGAAUUUGCUUGCUUCACUGACUAUGACAAGGAGCUCGUUUGCCACUGGAAGGUGCCUGCACAAACAAAUUGCACCAAAGAAUUCCUGCUCUACUACAGAAAGAAAACUUCCUUCUCUCUAAAUGAUGAAUGUGUCCCUGAGAAUGGAAAGGACACUUCCAAGUGCACUUGUACAAUAUCUCCAGAUUAUUUUGUAUCAGGCCUCACAUAUAUUCUAGCUCUGCAGGUCAAUGGGACAGAUCUGUGGAAUUACAGCAUUACGCCAGCGCUGGUUGUUAAGCCAAGGGCCCCCAGGAAUCUUGCCAUCAAGAAAACUGCAAAUGGUAAUUUCAAUCUGAUCUGGGAGGAGAGUUACUCUCCUCUGUCCAUGCUCUCUGGACAGCCAGUCAUCUAUGAAGUGAAAUACUGGAGGAAACAGCACCCAGCAGAGGUUUCUGUAAAAGCAAUCAACUACCAGGCAAAAAGCUUUGAAAUUACUGCAAGCUCCCUGAGGAGAGGGUAUGAUUACGUUGCAAGUGUAAGGUGUAACUAUACAGACUACCCAGCCUACUGGAGUGAAUGGAGUGAGGAAGUUGAAUUUCACAGUGAUUACCAAGUAACAGCUGAGGACAUUCUGCAGAUGGCUGUUCCUGUAUCCUGCAUACUGAUCAUGGCAGUAUCUGUAAUUUGUUACUUCUGUUUUACCAAAGUGAAGAAAGAAUGGUGGGAUCAAAUCCCAGACCCAGCAAAGAGCCAUUUGGUUGUUAAAAAUGUCAAGUUUUCAGUUUUGUGCUACGUCAAUGAAAUUAAGUUCCCUUUCCAUGACUUAAAGCACAGCUGUAUGGAAAACCAAAUAAGUUGCACAAAGUGUCUGGCUCAAAGUUUGUCAAGCCAAAGCUUCAAGGGAAAAGAUAACAUCAAAAAUGUUGAGAAAUCUUGCAGCUGCCACAGCAAGCCUGGAGAGUGGUUUCCAAAAGGCACCAGUGCAGAUUUAAUCCCUGAGACAGUUCUGGUUGAAAAGUCUAUAGAAAUCUGUGAAUGUUUAACAGACGUUAAGGCUGACACCCAAGAAGAGACUACUAGUGACCAUAUUACUAUGUUUGAGCCUUUUGAGUGUAAUGCUUUCAAAGACCAUACUGAACACAACGAUGCACUAGCUAGCAUGUUUAUUGAGCUCCUGGCAGAUGAAGACAAUGUGCAAGACAGUGGAGACCCAGACAUCCUCAUAGAUGUGAACAGAAACUUUGGGAAACUUGAGUCAGUAAAUCCAUCACUGCGAAGUCCAAGAGAAGGUGUAGCCCAGAGUCAAUGGCCAUGUGAUACAUCUCAUACAGUCUCACUUUUCACAAAAGCCUCUCAAAAUGAGUACAACUGUAGUACAGCCAGCAAGAAGUCAGGACAAUCAGAAGAAUCCUUUGAAUCUGGCUACCAUAGCUCUAGUAUAAAUUCUGCUUCUCUGGAUGCAAGAGAUCUUCAACACACAGUUCAUCAAAGCCUUUUCCUGUGCAGUUCUGACAGUCAGCAUGACGCAUGUGUUCUGAUCCAGGAAUCUCCAAAUAAACCAUCUUUUGGGACCAGUAAAGACAGAAUAAGCAACCCUACACAAAGGAGUUUUGAUAUCCUUAUGUCACCACCUAUGGAGCCCUGUAGUUCUGCCUGCAAGAGCUGUGACAUCCUUGUAUCUCCAUCCAUGGAGCCCUCUGGUUCUGCCUACAAGAGCUUUGAUACUCUUGUGUCUGCAUUCAAGGAACCAAGUAGCUCUGCAUAUAAGAGCUUUGAUGCCUCUAUAUCUCAGUCUAUGGCUAAGAGUAAUCUGCCCCUGUGUUAUAAAAAUAUGUGCUCUGCACCACCUUUGACAGAGUUUUCAGAGACACCAGAACUUAGCUGCAGAGAGAAAAUUUAUCAGCUCCCUAGCAAUCAGUCAUGUUACACAAAGUACAGAUCUCCCUGCAAUGAGCUUGAUUUUCAAAACUCGCACUCAGAACAUACUGAUCUUCCACCUUUCUCCACACGUGCAAAUGACAGUGCUUUAGCUUUCCUACCAGAGGAAGAAAUACAUAAGCAAAUAACAUAUCAAAAUGUUCAAAAGAGAGACAGCAUAAUUUCUUUCCCUAUUGGACUUCAACCAUUUGGUUAUCAACCUUUUAAUAAUUCAGUUAAAUGUAAUGGUACAUACUGUGACAAUGACAGUGAGUUUGUCUGUAAGUCUCUAUAUGAACCUUUUAUUCAUCUUUUGUACAACAACCCAAGAGAAACACCUCCAGAGACAAUAGUCUGUGACCCUGACCAGAGGACAGAUGACAACGUCGGUUUGAUUGUACAGGGUUUGGACUGGAGCAUUGUCCCAGGUUUAACCUCUAGUGAGAAUGUCACACAGACCAGUGAUGGCAGUCUUUGCAUCCUCAACUCUAAAGAGCUGUCUUGUGAUAGCAAACAUGAAAAUACCAGCAGAGAUGAACAGCUGCUGCACUUGUCAGAACUGAACUGUCAAGGUUUUAACGUCAGAGAAAGAACUGCAAUGGGGAUGAAGCCUAACAGAUUUAAUUAUGAUGGUGAAGGAAUGCAAGGGAGCAGCAGUAACAGACCAAAUACUGACUUUCAGUGCCACAUGCACAACUAGUUGAGGAAACUUGGAAAUGCAGGGGAAAAUGAAGAGGUGAUGAGGCAUGCAGUGGGUAGGAGUUGUGGCUCAGGAGAAUCACAGGAUGGCAUUGGGCUGAACUUGGGAAAGAAAACAGCACAGCCUCUGGAGCUCCUGGUCAAGUUGUCACCUCUGCUUUUUGUGGAUAACACCUGUUCUGAUUCUGACACCGACACCAUUCACAGUGAGUGUUCCAGACUGGCACCUGCAGUUAAAACACUAAGAACUGUUGAGGGAAAACCACAGAAGGAAUGAGAAAAAAGUGACAAUUGUACGAGCCCGAGGACAACUGCUACAUAGAGGUAGCCUGGCCAUGCUUGCCAAGACUGAGCCAAGCCAGUCUGUGGAAAUGAACUGUAUGGCAAUUUGAAAUGUUUGCCUGCUCUUCUGCUGGUGUCUGCUGCAGCUCAGGCAGAGCUGACACUUGUGGGUGCUGCAGGGCUGGAUGCCUGUGUGUGUGCCUCUGAGGAGCAGUGGGAGGGGGGGCUCCUCAAGAGUACAACUUCAGCUCUGCCAGGGGAUGAAGCCAGAGCUGAUGUUUCUCUGUCAGUGGUGGUUGUCUAAAAAGUGGGCAGCAGCUGCAUGAAGUAGGAGUUCCUAGUACAGCUCCUGUGGUUAUUGCCCUGUCUCUGUGUUGCCAGGGAAGCUCACAAAGGUGGUAAGGAAGGUGCUGACACCUGUAAGUGGAUGUGGGUGCAGGUUGAAGAGAGGGGACCAGCCUACCCUGACUGUAUCACACAGCUUCUAUAAUUUAUUUACCAGAGUGGUGGGAGGUCCUGUGUGCCUGGUCUCAGCACAGGAAGAAUGUUCCUAUGCUUGCUCAAUCAAAACCUGAAAUAAAGAUUACUGUCAUUGGGCUUAA
Messenger RNA from Calypte anna (Anna's hummingbird), 4034 nucleotides. It is a transcript of the gene IL4R, whose product is annotated as interleukin 4 receptor. The coding region runs from base 461 to 3151 and encodes 896 amino acids. Lineage: Eukaryota; Metazoa; Chordata; Aves; Apodiformes; Trochilidae. Gene Ontology annotation, cellular component: external side of plasma membrane; membrane. The transcript is spliced from 10 exons. The record is from RefSeq and is a predicted model, not a curated record. Gene Ontology annotation, biological process: production of molecular mediator involved in inflammatory response; cytokine-mediated signaling pathway. Gene Ontology annotation, molecular function: cytokine receptor activity; protein binding.